ACAGCUUGUAUAGGAGCCUUCUCUACCUGCGUAGCUUUAUUUCUUUCCCCUGUGAUGAUGGCCAUCUGUCGGCGGAAGAGCACAAGGUUGUUAGCCGUCCUUGGGGGUCUGAUAACAGCUCUUGGAUGUCUCUUCACAUCAUUUGCUUCACAGUUUCACCAGCUAUUUCUCAGCUAUGGAGUCUUUGUGGGUUUUGGAGUUAGUAUGACACGAGAUGCUUCAACAUUUAUGAUUGGCCAGUACUUCAAACGAAAACGAGAAUUAGUGGAAAUUGUUAUCUCUUUUGGUACUGGUCUUGGGAUGGCAAUUAUGCCACUUUUUCUAAGUGAAAGUAUAAGGUAUGUGGGAUGGAGACUUGGACUUCAAGAAAUCACUGGUGUCGUUUUUAUUACUUUCUUACUGGGGGUAUUUUAUCGACCAGCAUCCUUGUACCACCCACAAAGACGAGCCAUUCUUCACUUGAAGAGUCUGCAGAAGCGAUCUAAAGCCAAGGAUAAGAAGGCGAUUGUAGAAAAAAACCCAUUCUUCGACUUUGGAGUGCUGAAGUCUAGAACUGUACAGAUACUUCUUCUGGGAACUGGACUGGCUGCCUUUGGAGCUCACACACCUCUUAUUUUACUCGUUUAUCAAGGUGAAAAAGAAGGCUUGGAUUACCAGUCUCUGCUGCUGCUUCAAGUAUUUUUAGGCAUAGCUUUUAUCUUUGGCAGUGGAGCAUUUGGCUUCAUCAUUGUAAAAAACAGUGUUCAAUGCAUGAUCGCCCGUCAGUACCUCUGUCAAGCUUCUUCGUUCAUGAUUAGCGCUUCUCUACUAGCUUUUACAGCUUUAGAAGAAUAUCAGGGAUACGUGCUUUUUGUGUGGAUUUAUGGACUUUUCUACGGAGGUUACAACUACUCGCUAAAGAUGUUUACCUUCGAAAAAGUUCGAGCUCGCAAUUUUGCGAGAGCUUGGGGUUUUGUCCAGUGGGUACAAGCCGUUCCCUUUGCUAUAGGAAUUCCUGUUACAGGUUACAUCAAUGAACAGUAUGGUGGAAAGAUGGGUUACUAUCUGUCGUCUGCAUUUACGUUUCUGGGAAGCGUAACUUUAUUUCUCAUAGACGUUCAUAAAAGAAGUGUUCAAAAGCGGAAAAUGAGUAUAUUUAGUGAUAGUAGAAGAUGUUCGGACACUUGCCUCAGCAGCAGGAGCCGACGGUCAUCUUUUCAGGAUUCGACCGAGUUCGAACAAAAUUUAAACAAAACCCAAGAGGAACUAGUUGAUGAAAGAAGGAGUAAAGCAUUCAGAAAAACCCCUGUCAUCAGUCCUCCCAGAUUUGAAACUUGCCCAAGCUGUAUGAAGUACGUCCCGCCACCAGAAAACUGUACCAAUAAUCAAAUACCCAUCUCAGACUUGUCGUUAGUUCGGUCGACCGGCCGUCAGUUGGAAAAAACUGCUUGUAAUGUGGAUGUAAUUGAGGAGGUUACCACGCCAUUGUGAUUUGUUUCGAAAUACGUAAAUUAAACACGGGGAAGAUAACUUGCCUCCUUAAGACGUAUGAUGAACAUAUUAAUUCGUAUUUUUAAAGAAUAAUAUGAUUGAAAAUAAAGAUUUAUGUUUU
Molecule: messenger RNA, 1591 nt
Organism: Limulus polyphemus (Atlantic horseshoe crab)
Lineage: Eukaryota; Metazoa; Arthropoda; Merostomata; Xiphosura; Limulidae
Product: monocarboxylate transporter 10-like
Exons: 5
Biological process (GO): transmembrane transport
Molecular function (GO): monocarboxylic acid transmembrane transporter activity
Source: RefSeq, a predicted model, not a curated record